Messenger RNA from Oryctolagus cuniculus (rabbit), 1280 nucleotides. It is a transcript of the gene CBR1, whose product is annotated as carbonyl reductase 1. Lineage: Eukaryota; Metazoa; Chordata; Mammalia; Lagomorpha; Leporidae. The record is from RefSeq and is marked provisional. Gene Ontology annotation, molecular function: carbonyl reductase (NADPH) activity.
AAGACUCCCGGCGCGCACCCAGCGGGCUCCAGACCUGCCUGGACUCCCGGACAACCUGCGUAGCACAGGCUCUGCUCCUGGGUUGUUCUCCACGCAGUGGUCCAGCGGUGACAGCCCAGCGAUGCCGAGUGACCGCCGCGUGGCGCUGGUGACCGGCGCCAACAAGGGCGUCGGCUUCGCCAUCACACGCGCCCUGUGCCGGCUCUUCUCAGGGGACGUGCUUCUCACGGCGCAGGACGAGGCGCAGGGCCAGGCCGCCGUGCAGCAGCUGCAGGCCGAGGGCCUGAGCCCGCGCUUCCACCAGCUGGACAUCACGGACCUGCAGAGCAUCCGCGCCCUGCGCGACUUCCUGCGCCGGGAGUACGGGGGCCUCAACGUGCUGGUCAACAACGCGGCCAUCGCCUUCAAAAUGGAGGAUACCACGCCCUUUCAUAUUCAAGCGGAAGUGACUAUGAAGACAAACUUUGAUGGUACCCGAGAUGUCUGCACAGAGCUGCUGCCUCUCAUGAGGCCCGGAGGCAGAGUGGUGAACGUGUCCAGCAUGACAUGUCUCAGAGCCCUUAAAUCCUGCAGCCCGGAGCUGCAGCAGAAGUUUCGCAGUGAGACCAUCACGGAGGAGGAGCUGGUGGGGCUCAUGAAGAAGUUCGUGGAAGACACGAAGAAGGGGGUGCACCAGACAGAAGGCUGGCCUGACACUGCCUAUGGAGUGACCAAGAUGGGCGUCACUGUCUUGUCCAGAAUCCAGGCCAGGCACCUGAGUGAGCACAGGGGAGGGGACAAGAUCCUCGUGAAUGCUUGCUGCCCAGGGUGGGUGAGAACUGACAUGGGGGGACCCAACGCCACCAAGAGCCCAGAAGAAGGAGCAGAGACCCCCGUGUACUUGGCCCUUUUGCCUCCAGAUGCCGAGGGCCCUCAUGGGCAGUUUGUCAUGGACAAAAAAGUUGAACAGUGGUGAGCUCACCCCCAGCUCCACCCAUGGCUCCUGUUUUCUAGCCUGUCCUGCUUAAUAUAAAGGAUGUCUCACAGUCAACAGAUUUUCCAACCAGGAGUGAGAAGAAAGGCAAACAUCUCUAUCAACUAACCUCUACUAAUGUACCUGAGUUGGCUAUUCCUGACUACUAAUUCCAUGAAGUCCUUUCCAAUUUCCUGUAUGAUACAGGAAGAGAAAAAUCGUAAUUGCUGAAAAGAUCCUUUCCAAUUUCGUAUGUGAUACAGGAGAGAAAAAUUGUAAUUGCUGAAAAGAAACAAUGAAAAUCGAUAGUUAAAUAAAUGGUUCUUUC